GUGUACACCGCCCGCAUGGGCGAGGUGCGGCACGACAACCUGGCCGAGGUGGUGAGUGGCGCCCGCGUCCUCCAGAUGCCUUGUGCCCUGCACUGUGCCGCCGAGGCCAUGCGCGCCCAGCUCUGCCUCGACAACUGCUACCAGCUCCUCUGCCUGGCCAAGAAGCAGCGGCUGGGGGAGCUGCGCGAGGCUGCCUACCGCUUCAUGAGCGACCACUAUCUGGAGGUGCUACGGGAGCCCGGCGGGGCCAGCGGCGGGUGGAGGGUGCUGACGCGCCUGCCCGAGGAGGCCAAUGCCAAGGGCUGUGCCAUGUGUGUCCUCCACAACUACCUCUUCCUAGCAGGGGGCAUCACAGCGGGGCCAGCGGGUGGCGAUCCGCGGGCCCGCCUUUCUGACAAGGUCUUCUGCUACAAUCCCCUCACCGACACCUGGAGCCAGGUGCGGCCGCUGGCUCAGCCCCGCUCGCAGCUCAAGCUGCUGGCCCUGGAUGGUUACCUCUACGCCGUGGGGGGUGAGUGCCUCUUCACUGUGGAGAGGUACGACCCACGGGCCGACCGCUGGAGCCCUGUGGCACCCUUGCCCAAGGGUGCCUUCGCCGUCGCUCAUGAGGCCACCACCUGCAAUGGGGAGAUCUAUGUGUCGGGAGGCUCGCUCUUCUACCGCCUGCUCAAGUAUGACCCCAAGCGUGACAUGGUGGCCUUCAAGAGCUUCAUCUACCGCUUUGAUGUGAGCAGCGGCCGCGGUGGGGAGCAGGGCCCAGGCGGCGGGACUGGUGGUGGUGUCGAAGUUUUCCGGUACAACACGGUGGCCAAGUGCUGGAGCCAGUGUGCCAGCCUGAGGCCCAGCGGUGGCCCCAUCCAGGCCUUCCGCUGCGUCCCCUUGGGCAACACCAUCUACUGCGUCAACCGGACUGGCACCCUUCGCUUCAGCCUAGCCCAGGACGGCGAGGUGGAAGCGGAUGGCGGGCUCAAGGGCACCUUCGAUGGGGAGCUUCUUAAAGCUCCCGUGGAUGUCAAGGGUGUCCUCUUACCCUUCGUGCUCACCCUGCCUGAGAGGCCGGACAAAGCAGGGGACCAGGAGGGCUCCCUCCUGCUGUGA
Molecule: messenger RNA, 1098 nt
Organism: Phaethon lepturus (White-tailed tropicbird)
Lineage: Eukaryota; Metazoa; Chordata; Aves; Phaethontiformes; Phaethontidae
Gene: KBTBD11
Product: kelch repeat and BTB (POZ) domain containing 11
Exons: 2
Molecular function (GO): protein binding
Source: RefSeq, a predicted model, not a curated record